AUGUUCGACAAAGUGGUGACUCCAAGCGACGUCGGGAAACUAAACCGGCUCGUGAUCCCUAAGCAAUAUGCAGAGAGAUACUUCCCUUUAGAUUCGACCUCAAACGAGAAAGGUUUGCUUCUAAACUUUGAAGAUCUCUCAGGAAAGUCAUGGAGGUUCCGUUACUCUUACUGGAACAGUAUCCAGAGCUAUGUCAUGACCAAAGAGAUGUGUCGGAGAUUCAGGAAGAGACAGACGCUUGUUUAUCGAUUGGAGGAGAAGACCUAA
Molecule: messenger RNA, 267 nt
Organism: Eruca vesicaria subsp. sativa (arugula)
Lineage: Eukaryota; Viridiplantae; Streptophyta; Magnoliopsida; Brassicales; Brassicaceae
Source: the annotation of a GenBank genome assembly